Lingula anatina is the source of this 1396-nucleotide messenger RNA. RefSeq names its product acyl-coenzyme A thioesterase MBLAC2. Lineage: Eukaryota; Metazoa; Brachiopoda; Lingulata; Lingulida; Lingulidae. The record is from RefSeq and is a predicted model, not a curated record.
GCUGUCUUGGUUUUCGGUGUGUAUCGAUGACCAUUAUGUUCCCAUCAAGAUUAAAAGGACAAGGCAGAGAACUUGUUUUGAGUCCUCUUACUUUGCACAGAGUCAAAGAGUCCACCACCUCCAACUCUGUUCAAAGGUUGUAGCAUCGUUAUAAUAUAAGUUGAAAGUGCAAAUUGUGUUUUCGUUAACUAUGAAAAUUAAACGUAGGUCCUGACGAGUGAAAUGGGCGAGGUUUCUCCCACACUUUGGUUCAAAACUGAGGGCAUACACGAAAACCUAUAUCGUAUAACAGAACAAUACUUCUUCGAAGGAAACCGGUGCAAUAUUUGGCUUGUCAAAGGCCCAGAAAGAGAUGUCAUUAUCGACUCAGGACUGGGAGUGUGUGACCUUAAGCAACACCUCGAGAGCCUUCAUCUCAUUGAUCCUCCACCAGGUGGCACCAGAGACUGCACACUUAUCUGCACACAUAACCAUUUCGAUCACAGCGGAGGAGCGCGCCAUUUUGACAAUGUGCUCAUACACCAAAAUGACCUUGAUGGCCUACGCCAAGGUCGUCAAACUGAGACCCUUAAUUACGUCAAAACAGCUCACUUUUAUCGGACUCCAUACCCUGGUUUUUCUGCUUGCAAAUACGCUGUUCCCCCAACUGAAUGUAAAAGUGUUCAGCAUGGCGACCGCAUUGAACUAGGUCAAGGUGAUUACCUAGAGGUAAUUCAUGUUCCGGGGCACACCAAGGGAAGCAUCAUGAUAUUUUAUCCAAUGAGAGGCGAGCUUUUCAGCGGAGAUUUUGUGUACGACUGUGGCCCUGGGAGCGGUCUGUUUGACUGGUUGCCCACGUCGUGUGUCACGGAUUAUGUGCAGAGUGCCAGGGACACGAUCGACUGGUUAAUGAAUACUUCCUUAAAGGGCAUUUAUCCUGGGCACUUUCGCCCUUUCAAGCCACAGAGAAUGAGGACUAUAUUGCAGGAGUAUGUAGAAGCUAAAGAUCAACUGGGGUCGAAAUGUUGUGCCUCAUGUUUACAAGCCACUACAUGGGCUUUCUUUCUACUGGGCUGCUUUAGAUGCUGUCCUUGCGGCUAACAUUGACCUUGAAUUAGAUCGGUAACUGGCUUGGUAGUCCUAUCAUCAGGGAUGUGGAUGAGCCAGGCAUAAUUUAUGCACACAUCGUGGUUGGACUGUCCCUGGGCGUGGAUGACUCUUUUUUUGCAUAAAGCCUUUUCUCAUAGAUAUUAUUUUAUUCUGUUAUUAUUAAAGUUAUUUGCAAUAACUAAACUUAAAAGACCUAGGCAUUGACAUAGAUAAUCAUCAGGGUCCCCUACAAUUUGGGGAAGUGGGGGAUGCGCAGUGGCUGCCCAUCAGCACCAACUGGUUAAGUUUCUACGCCAGCAAGGAGAGA